ACCCUACCUAGGCAGAAGUAAAGUCCACAGCCAUAAUCAUGGAUCUCCUCCGCUUCAAUUUUGUCUUAAUCAGCAUAUUCAGUCUGGCUAAAAUAAACUUAGUCCUUGGAGACAUUGGCACUGCCACUUCUUACAAUCCUCCAUAUACCCCCACCAAGUGCGGGGGAAACAGAAAUGAUCAGUUUCCAGCAGGAAAUCUGUUCGUUGCUGUGAGUGAAGGGCUGUGGGAUAACGGGGCUGCAUGCGGCAGACGCUACAGAUUAAGAUGCUUGAGCGGCAACAACAAGCCAUGCAGAGAUAUUGGCACCACCAUCGACGUUAGGGUGGUGGAUUUCUGCCCAAGACGCCCAUGCCCUUCCACCAUUGUUUUGUCUAGUGAUGCUUUUGCAGCUAUCUCCCGCAACCCUGAUGCCAAAAUCAACAUUGAAUACAUCCAGAUAUGAAGAGGGAUUUGACUUCCAUAUAUAUAUAUAUAUAUAUACGUGUAAUUUUACGGGCCGAAGAUCAAGAGGAAAAGGGCAUCCUUGGAAAUAGGAACAGAACUAGAUAGCAAAAUGUUGUUUAAAAAUUCAUUUCCCUUUGUUAUCGGUAUAUCCUAUUAAAUGAUGGCAAACGAGCACAAAAAAUGUACUAAAACUUUCGACGUGAUGUACACAUCAAAUGAUUUCAAGAGAUGGUUCCCGA
Messenger RNA from Coffea arabica (coffee), 684 nucleotides. RefSeq names its product EG45-like domain containing protein. NCBI's taxonomy places the organism in Eukaryota, Viridiplantae, Streptophyta, Magnoliopsida, Gentianales, Rubiaceae. The record is from RefSeq and is a predicted model, not a curated record.